UUGGAAAUGUCGGCUGCGAAGGCGCGGGUGAAGGUGGUGGUGCGAUGCCGGCCGCGAGCAGGAGGAGGAGAGGAGGGAGACGAGGGAGUCGUGAAGGUGAUGGAAGAGCAGCAGGGACUGAUCUCCAUCCGAGCUGGAGGAGAGGAAGACGCCACAGAGCGAGAGUUUCUGUUCGAUGACGUCCUUGGUGAGAGGGUGGGGCAAGAGGAGGCGUUCGAGCGGAGCAGCAAGGCCAUGGUUGACCAUGUCCUGGAAGGCUUCAACGCUUGUCUCUUUGCCUACGGCCAGACUGGUUCGGGCAAGACCUAUACCAUCUUCGGGGAGGAGGGCAAGCCGGGGGUGGCAGUGCAGGCAGUGAAGCUGCUGUUCAGCAACAUAGAGAAGAAGGCAGGGAAGCAGAAGACGCUGGUCUACGUCUCCUUCCUCGAGCUCUACCUCGACAAGAUAAGAGAUCUCGUCCAGAUCAGCUCGGCGGACGGCGAGGUCAAAGUGGAAGGCAACCAAGGCAGCAGGCCCAACUCCCGCCCGGGAACGGCGUCGAGUCGUCGGAGCGACAAGCAGGGGGAGGGCCCAGUGGACCUGGAGAUCCGAGAGAACAAGAACGGUGGAGUCUACGUGCAAGACUUGCGGAGUGUGCUGGUGCACAACGUGGAGGAUGUGCUGGCGUUGGUCAAGAACGGGCUGAACCACCGGCAGACCUACCAGACCUUGAUGAACGAGCACUCGUCUCGCUCGCACACCAUCCUCACGCUCACGGUUGUCUCCGAGAGCGGCCGAGGAGACGGAGAGACGAUCAGCGGGAAGCUCAACCUGGUCGACUUGGCAGGCUGCGAGAGGCUGAAGAGGAGCGGAGCGGGCGACGAGAGCAGCGGCAUCGAGGACGCCGGGCUGCGAGCCAAGGAGGCGGUGAUCAUCAACAAGAGCUUGAGCACGCUGGGAACGGUCGUGAUGGCGCUGGCAAAGGGGGACGCGACUUACGUGCCGUACCGAGACUCGAAGCUGACGCGCCUGCUGCAAGACAGCCUCGGAGGCAACUCGUUCACUACUUUGAUCGCCACCAUCCACCCCCGAGCCGUCGACGCCGAGGAGUCUCUCAACACGUUGCAGUUCGCCAACCGCUGCAAGAACGUGAUCACGCAGCCUCACAUCAACUACCUCGACGCCGACCCCGAGGGACAAGCGAGGAUCAUCGAGAAGCUGAUGCGGGAGAUCGCCGAGCUCAAAGACGAGCUUGCAGCACAGAAGGAGCACUACGAAGAGAAGCUGCAGCAGAGGGCAAGCAUGGUGGGAAGCAGCAUCGAGACGGCUGCGUCCGAGGUGGAGGACGGGAAGCAUGUUGCAGGAGGAGAGCACGAGAAGGGAGAGGGGUCGAGAGGAACCAGCCGAGGCUCCAAGCGAGCCCAUACGGCCGACAAGCACAAGCCGGCGGCUGCUGUGUCGGACAAUUAUGUCAGCGCUCUGGCUGAAGCUCAGGCGAUGAGCAAGGAGAUGAAGGAGAAGUUCGUGCGCAAGAACAACGAGUUUCGCGCUGCGCAGGAGGCGAGCAGGAAGAAUGAGGAGCGCCUGAAACGGGAGAUUGAAGACUACAGGCAGAAGCUCUUCAGCCUGCAGGAGGAGUCGAACUCCAAGGUGCAGAGCCUUGAGAUGCAGCUUGAGAGUCAGCAGGCGAAGUUCGAGGGAGAGAUCGAGCAGCUCAGCCAGAACAACUCGAGGCUGAUCAACGACAUGGACGCGGCCCUGCGGUCGGUACCAGAGAAGCUGAAGCUCGACUCGGAGAAGCUGCGAGGGAUGGACGCGACGAUCCAGCAGGCUUCAGCGAAGAAAGACGCAGAGCUGACGGAGGCCCUGAGGAAGGCGGCAGAGAACAGCGAGAAGAUGCUUGGGCUGCAGCGGGAGCAGUACGAGUACUGGCUGAACAAGAAGAACGAGGACCUUAAGAACUUUAUCACAGAGUUCGAGGAGUACAAGACAGAGAGGACGGCGCAGGUGAACUCGCUAGAGAGCCAUGCGCUCUACCUCUUCGACUACUGCAACGCCCUCGCCACCGUCAUCGCCAACUUCGAGAAGGGCCUCUACCCCGUCUACGAGAAGUCCGGCAUCAAGGCCGUCCAGAUCCCCCAGAAAGACAAACCGCAGCUGAUGAGCCCUGAGGUGCUGCGCGACCUGUCUAAGUACCGCAAGCGAGCCGACGACUUCAUCAAGGCGCACCCGACAGGCCUCAACAUCUCCUUCUCGGAGAAGAACCCUACUGGCAGCGCCGGGCCAGACUUGAUCGCCUCCCCGACGGGAGAGGGGGAGGAGCAGGCGAACCGCCUGCGGCUCGAGGUCUCCUCGCUCAAGGAGAAGCUCGCGGCGACGGAGAGGAAGUCAGCGCAGACGGCCGACGAGCUGCGCGCGCAGAUCGAGCAGCAGGUGCUGAGCGACCUCGCUGACCACCCGACUGUGGAGUACAUCAAGCAGAUCGAGGACGAGCGGAACUACUACAGGGAGCAGCUCCAGGAGGAGGUGAGGAGGUGUAAAGACCUGCGGAUCGCCCUCGACUCGAAGCAGCGGGUGAUCGAGAAGCAAACGGGCACCCUGGAAGCCAUGAAGGGCUUUACCAGAAGCAACGUCAAUGGCAGUAGACUGCCCAGCGUCGUUGGCAGGUCUCGCUAGUUCUCAAGACGGGAGCAGGAGCAGGAGCUGGAGCUGGAGCUGGAGCUGGAGCUGGAGCUGGAGCUGGAGCUGGAGCUGGAGCAGGAGCAGGAGCAGGAGCAGGAGGAGCAGGGGUGCACUUUCACAAGAGUGUUUAUCACUUUAAGUUAAAUCAAUGCUUCGAAAUGAAGUUUAUCAAGGG
This is a messenger RNA of Guillardia theta CCMP2712, 2836 nucleotides long. RefSeq lists its product as hypothetical. Gene Ontology annotation, molecular function: ATP binding; microtubule motor activity; microtubule binding. Bases 7 to 2655 code for a protein of 882 amino acids. The transcript is spliced from 2 exons. Lineage: Eukaryota; Cryptophyceae; Pyrenomonadales; Geminigeraceae. The record is from RefSeq and is a predicted model, not a curated record. Gene Ontology annotation, biological process: microtubule-based movement; mitotic spindle organization.